Messenger RNA from Trichoplusia ni (cabbage looper), 2515 nucleotides. RefSeq names its product SET domain-containing protein SmydA-8 (gene SmydA-4). The record is from RefSeq and is a predicted model, not a curated record. The transcript is spliced from 11 exons. NCBI's taxonomy places the organism in Eukaryota, Metazoa, Arthropoda, Insecta, Lepidoptera, Noctuidae. Bases 729 to 2336 code for a protein of 535 amino acids.
AUGUCAAAACUUCAACGAGUCAGAGAACAUACUUUUCGUGUAAAAUCUCAUCAUCAACAAAAUGUGCAAUUAUAAUAAUCGCCGGAAAUUCCAUUUCCACUUAUGACAUGAUUCAUGAAUCCCUCAUUAGAAGCCGCGUAGGUUUUUCAACUAAAUUUAAAUGUUACCAAACAAUGAGUAAACCUGACUAUAUUUAACGGCAGUUGGAGUGAGAUUGACGAAACUUUCUCAGAAGUAAACAUUUUGCCUCACGUGCCUGUAAACAAAACCGCAUAAAACUGUUGUUAAAAUCACAAACUAUUUGCUUACUUAACUAACAAGCUUCUGUAGUUCGUGGGAAGAUCACCGGGAUAUAAUAAUAGUAUCAAAAACGUUUACAAAAUUCUUUAUAACCCUAAAUAGUAAAACUGUAAGAUUAUUCAACUUCUAAUUCAAUUUGAGAUGCAAUAACGUAGACUAAGGACCUAAAAUGGAUAGAUCACAGGAGAUCUUUAUUUAAACCUUUGUUGUAAAAUUGUACGAGAAUUAUGGAAGGAAGCCCAUCGGCAAUAAAAAAUGCGUGGCCGUUAAACUGAUAAUUUGCGGGUGCCAGACUUCCGGAGGAAGCCUAAGAAUGUAGCGCACGUCUUCCUUGUAAGUUUUUUGGCGAAUGGCGAAAGCGUUGGCGGUAUAAAAAGCUAACGAGGUCCGAUUUGUCCGACAAUUCCAGUUCUCAGACAACAACAAUAAUGAGACGCGACAUGCAUAAGAAGGGACAUAAGAAGAAGACAAAGAAACGUGCGCGAGGAGAUGGGAAGAACAAGGAGAAUAUUAUAGAAGAUGUACAGGAUGAGAAAGAUGAGCAGACCCCGGAGCCGGCGGAGGAGAAGAAGAACCUUUGUUAUGAAAUAAGACAUUCAUCUAUAAUGGGCAGAUAUUUGGUGGCGACCCGUGACAUCCGCCCGGGUGAAGUGAUAGUGGAAGAGCCAGCCAUUGCCGUCGGCCCCUGCAGUGGCUGUGGACUCAUCUGUUUGGGAUGCUACCGGGAACUCGAUGAAGCAAACCUGGCUAAAUGCCAAGGAUGUAAAUGGCCCAUGUGCAGCAGUUCGUGUUAUGGUUCGGGGAAGUACACGGGUCACUCUACAUACGAGUGUGAAACCUUAAAGGGAAUACCUCCAGACUACACCAAACUUGAAGAUCUGAAGGAUUCCUAUCAAGCUCUAAUGCCUUUGAGAUGUCUUCUGCUGAAAAAAGCAGAUCCAAAGAAGUGGACAGCGCUGUCAGCGAUGGAGUCUCACAAUGAGAUGCGACGCGCGCGGGGAGACAUCUGGCCGACCAACGAGAAGAACGUCGUGCAGAGGAUCAAGAAGUGGGGGCUGGAUUUCGAUGACGAGGAGAUCCAUACUGUAUGUGGUAUCUUAGAGGUGAACGCGUUCGAGGUGGGCGGCAGCGGCGCGAGCGCGCGCGCGCUGUACGGCGGCGCGUACCUGCUGGCGCACGACUGCACGCCCAGCACCACGCACACGGACGCGGAGCGCGCCGCCUCGCGCCCGCUCACCGUGCGCGCCGCCGUGCCGCACCAGCAGGGGGACCUCAUCUCGCUCUGCUACGCCUACACGCUGCAGGGCACCCUAAAGCGCCGCGAGCACAUAAAGCACAGCAAGUUCUUCGAGUGCCGCUGCCGGCGCUGCGCGGACCCCACGGAGCUGGGCACGUACUGCAGCGCCUUCCGCUGCCCGCGCUGCGCCGGCCGCGUGCUGCCCGCCGCGCCGCUGCAGCCCGCCGCCCUCUGGCGCUGCGGCGGCUGCGCCUACAGCAUGGCCGCCGCCGCCGUGCAGCUGCUGCUCAAGAGACUCACAGACGAAUUCGAGCAGAUAGACGCAAACGACGUGCCGGGCUACGAGAACUUCCUCCACAAGUACCGCAACGUGGUCCACAGCUCGCACUACCUGUGCCUGUCCGCCAAGCACUCGCUCAGCCAGCUGUACGGGAAGGUGGCCGACUACAUGAUACACGAAAUGCCCGACUCCGAGCUCAACAGGAAGAUUGAGAUCUGCAGGGACCUCAUGAAGGUCUUUGAUGUUAUCGAGCCGGGAUAUUCUAGGUUGAGAGGUGUAACCCUAUAUGAACUGCACGCGCCGCUCAUGAUCCUGACCACGAGGGACUUCGAGAAGAAAGCCAUCACCAAGGACAACUUGAGGACAAGGCUUAAAGAGAUCGUGGGCUACCUAACAGAGUCAGCUCUGAUCUUAGGCUUUGAGCCCCCGCAGUCUUCCGAAGGUCUAAUGGCGUCCGCAGCUAGAGACGCGCUGAAGAAGAUCAAGACUUGGGAACAGAUCAUCGGGAAGAUCUCAUGAUACUCAUAGUUUAGCAUUUGGAGACGUAUUGGCUGAUAUUGGGUGAAAUGGAAUGAACGGACUUCCAAGAAUGAUAUUAAAUCUGUCCUAGAACAUAACGCUAUUAGGAGCAGGAAAAUUAAAUUAUUUCAUGUAAUAACUAAUUUGGGAGCAAAACAAUAAAUUAAAUCAACUAACAA